AUGGCCACCUGCAUGAAGGCCAUGACCAAGGUGGGCGCUGAACUGUCCAAUGAGGAGCACAACCUGCUCUCCACGGCCUACAAGAACGUGGUCAGGUGUCGCAGGUCCGCAUGGAGGGUCAUCUCAAGGAUGGAGCAGAAGACCAACACCUCUGACAAUAAGUUGCAGCUGAUUAAGGACUAUUGGGAGAAAGUGGAAUCUGAGCUGAGAUCCAUCUGCACCACAGUCAUGGAAUUGUUGGAUAAAUAUUUAAUAGCCAAUGCAACUAAUCCAGAGAGUAAGGUCUUCUAUCUGAAAAUGAAGGGUGAUUACUUCUGGUACCUUGCUGAAGUUGUAUGUGGUGAUGACCGAAAACAAACGAUAGAUAAUUCCCAAGGAGCUUACCAAGAGGCAUUUGAUAGAAGCAAGAAAGAGAUGCAACCCACACACCCAAAUCACCUGGGGCUUGCUCUUAACUUCCCUGUAUUUUACAUUGAGAUUCUUAAUAACCCAGAGAUUGCCUGCAUGCUGGCUAAAGUGGCUUUUGAUAAGGCCAUAGCUGAACUUGAUGACUCAUCUUCACUGAAUGAAGACUCAUACAAAGACAGCAAGCACCCCCAUCAUGCAGUUGCUUAGAGACAACCUAACGCACACUUUGGACAUCAAACAGCGCAGGAGAAGAAUGCGAUGCGGCAGAAGGGGCUGAAAACUAAAUCCAUAUAGGGUGUCAUCCUUUCCUUCAAGAAACUUUUUUACACAUCUCCAUUCCUUAUUCCACUUGGAUUUCCAAUAGCAAAGAAACCCAUUCAUGUGUAUGAAAUCAUCUGUUUAUAGUCUUUUCACACUGAAGCUUUGGGAAAACUUCAUUCCUUGAUUCAUGUUUGUCUUGGCCUUCCUGGUGUGCAGUUACUGCUGUAGAAAAGUAUUAAUAGCUUCAUUUCAUAUAAACAUAAGUAAGUUCCAAACACUUAUGUAGAGGACUAAAAAUGUAUCUGGUAUUUACGUAAUCUGAACCAGUUCUGCAAGUGACUGUGUUUUGUAUUACUGUGACGAUAUGAAAAUGUAGUUAAUUACCAUUUAAAGAUUGUUCCACAUAACUUCUUAAUUUCUGCAUUCCCUCCCUUACUCUUCAGGGGUUUCCUUUCAAUAAGCAACUUUUCCAUGAUCUUAAUGUAUUCCUUUUUAGUAGGAAUCCGUAAGUAUUAGAUUGAAUGGAAAAGUAUUUGCCAUCUCUGGCUAGGAGUCACAAAGUUAAAUGCCUCCUGUAUCACAUAAGGGGGUCAUGUAUAUAUGUGGCAUCAGGGAGUUUCCUUAUUCACUCUAUUUGCUGCUGUUUAAGUUGACAAUCUUCCUUCCCAAUAAAAAUUCACUUAUACCUC
Molecule: messenger RNA, 1358 nt
Organism: Callithrix jacchus (white-tufted-ear marmoset)
Lineage: Eukaryota; Metazoa; Chordata; Mammalia; Primates; Cebidae
Source: RefSeq, a predicted model, not a curated record